AUGCUGAAAGUCGCCUGUCUGGUACACAGCAUCUACGUGGGGGCCAAUGACCGCCUGUGGAGCGGGCCAGAUGGCUUCGUUCUGAGCCAGGAUGAGCUGGUAGCAUGGCUACCUCUCGGCCAAAGUCAUGUGGAAGCUUUGUUUUCGUCAGCCCGUCGAGUUCAACAGUUCCGACUCACAGGUGCCGAAUCUGGUCUCCUCGCCGCCGUUAUUCUCAUCACUCCAGCUUGCUUGUCAUCGUUACCAGUACAUAUUAGUGAGUUCGAUCUUUAUCGGGGCUUUUUAUAA
Protopolystoma xenopodis is the source of this 288-nucleotide messenger RNA. The record is from the annotation of a GenBank genome assembly. NCBI's taxonomy places the organism in Eukaryota, Metazoa, Platyhelminthes, Monogenea, Polystomatidea, Polystomatidae.